GUGGCGGGGAUCGAGGUGGAGGGGUGUCUCUCCGGCAGCUGGGCCUGGCCUGGCCUGCUCUCCCUCUCUCCCUCCCUCCCUCCCUUCUUUCAUCAGGUGGCGGUGGUUCCCGGGCCCCUUCCUGCGUCGCGGCCGGUGACUCUUCGGGGAGACGGGGCUUCUCUUCGGGCAGGGCCGCUCCCGACGAGGCGGAAGGCCGUAUCCGCGCAGAGUUCUUCAGCGGCCGUCCCGUCCCGUCCCGUCCCGCCCGUCGCGGCGUGUGAGGAGAUUCCUGUCCAGUGAGCUGUCCGCAAGCCUGUCAGGGCGUGGGGGUUUUGCAGGGGAGGGCAAUGGCAAUCUUUGCAGACUGUGUGUUCUUUGUUAAAAUUAAAUACUUACCCAUUCAGGAUAAGAGCAGGCUGAAAGCAUGCAUAAAAGAAAAUGGUGGAGUAGUUAAUUUUGUGCUUAAUCACAAGAGUACACAUGUUCUUGUGGAUACCGCUAAUGUCCUCAGCUGUCGCGAUCUAAAAAAUAUUCGGAAGUAUCAGCUACCUGUUUUGCGUGCAGAUUUCAUUUGGAAAUCAGUUGAAAAGGGGAAGCUUUUACAGAUUGAUGCAUUUAAGGUUAAUAUAUCACAAGAUGACACUUCUGACCAAGGGCAGGAUGUGGAAAAACUGUCGUCAUCUAAAAAGAAAAAUGCCACAAAAAAAAAUGAAAACAACUAUUCCAACCUUACUGUUACUGAAGACAGUAAGAGAAGAAUUGAGGCCAAAGUGAGGACUCUUAGACUUCAUGGUGAAAAUUACCAAGAUACUUCUUUUUUCCCACAAGAUUUUGAGGUAGCAAAAUACAGUGUCCUUGAAAAAGUCAAGUCGAAGGAAAGCAAAGAUUUUGUAGUUAUUGAAUUACAGUGUUCCCAAGAGCGUUGCAAGUUUCCGUUUCGACUAUACGCAAACUUCAGUACAUCAGAUGGAACAAAGAAUAAUAAACAAUUUGUAACUAAUACUGCUGAAGAAAUAAGAGAAAAGUACGAGACUUUUAUUGCAGACUUAAAGAGCCAGGAUUUCCUGCUCAGAGAAACUUUUCCACCAGAAGCAGAAUCUUUAGCUUCUACAAAAUUGCAACAGUUACUUCUAGAAGAAGCCAUCCAUUCAAGUGCUAUAUGUCAGGAAGUUAGUGAUUUUGUGGAAUUGAUCUGGGCAGAAGCUAUUGGCCACCUGGAUAGUUUACUACUUGAAUCAGUAAACAACAUAAGCCUAAAUGAUGUGAGCAAAGCAGAAGGUAUUUUACUGCAAGUAAAGAAUGCACUCAAUGAGGGAGCUGGCGAAGUGGCACUACAAGAAAUGAUGAUGGAAUUCUAUCAAGUUAUACGUCACAAAACUGACAUAGACUAUAAAGUUUCCAAAAAGCUGUUAUCUAGAAAACAGGACCUGUGUCAGCUAAUCAGAGACAUGCUCAAUAUACGUGAAACAAAUAUGUCAUGCCCAAACCCAUCAUCUUUGGCCAAAUAUCGGGCUCUGAGGUGCAAGAUUGAAGCUGUUGACUCAAUGAGUUCUGAAUUUCUCAGUGUUGAACAACAAGUGUUAAACAAUUACAAUGACUGUCCAGUGAAAAUUUUAAAAGUGUAUAGGGUUGGCAGAAUAACUGAAACAGCAGAAUUUCUGAGCAGUGUUGGAAACAUUCGAUCCUUAUUCCAUGCAUCAUCUGUGCGCAACUUCAUGGGAAUUCUUUCCAGAGGACUGCUAAUGCCGAAAGUGGUUGUUGAAGAUCAUGGCCUGGAAAGAACUGACAUCGGGAAUCUGGGCAGUGGCAUUUACUUCAGUGAUUCUGUUAGUGCCAGUAUUAAGUAUUCUUCACCUAGUGAAGUGGAUGGAACCCGGCUCCUGGCAGUUUGUGACGUGGCACUUGGAUCCUGCUUAGAUUUAUAUGAACGAGAUUAUUCAUUAAAUAAUGCACCAUCAGGUUUUGACAGUGUGCAUGGAGUCCGUAAAACAGCAGACGUCUCUUCAGACUUUGAGGAUGAUGAAUUUGUUGUGUAUAAAACCUGUCAGGUUAAAAUUAGAUAUGUCGUUAAGUUUUGCCUUGCUGAAGAUCAAAUAAAACAAUUUCAGCCUGCAGUUGGGGUGGAACUGGAGCAAGAUAACAAUGAGCCAGAGUCUCAAUGUCAUUUACAGCAGGAGAGCUAUGAAUUACCAAAUGCAAAUCUUUCAAAUCCUGUAAAAACUGGUCUUCAGGACAGAUUGGGAAAUCCUGUCCCUCUGGAAGGUGUUUAUAUCAAAGCGAGGAUAAUAGACUUUGUAGCACAGGUAGUAAUGUUUCAGACCUACACCAAUCAAAACAGUAAACCAAUUGAAGCUAAAUAUGUCUUUCCUUUGGAUGAUAAAGCUGCUGUUUGUGGAUUUGAAGCUUUUAUCAAUGGAAAACACGUCAUUGGAGAGGUUAAAGAAAAGAAACAAGCACAUAGAGAAUAUCGGAAAGCUAUCAGGCAGGGUGAUGGAGCUUAUCUGAUGGACCAAGAUGCACCGGAUAUUUUUGUAAUAAGUGUCGGAAACUUACCUCCAAAUUGUACAGUUGUGAUCAAAAUCACCUAUAUCACUGAACUGAGUUUUCAGCAUGGCUGUAUCACCUUUCAUCUCCCUGCUUCUGUGUCACCAUUGCAACAGGACAAAGCAUUAAAUGAAAACACGCAGGAUACAAUAAAAAAGGUUUGUGUUAAACAAGUAAAACCACAGAAAAAUGGAUUUUCCCUGGAUAUGUCUAUUGAGAUGCCAUCUAGUAUUGAACGCAUACAUAGUUGGACACAUGAACUUAAAAUAAAGAAAACGGACUGCAAGGCUGUAAUUAAGACUGUGGAGGACAGCUCCUUGGAUGUCAGUGGCUUUGUUCUAGAUAUCUGGAUUUCUGAGGUCUACCUACCUCGAAUGUGGGUAGAGAAGCAUCCCAAUAAAAUGAGUGAGGCUUGCAUGCUUGUAUUCCAACCAGAGUUUGAAACAGCAUUUGAAGAAGAGCACCGGUCCAAUGAAGUUACUAUUUUAUUAGAUUGCUCGAAUUCUAUGGCAGGUUCAGCUCUACACCAAGCAAAGCAGAUUGCUUUACGUGUUUUGGAGCUACUUGGUUUCAGACAAAGAGUGAACGUAGUCAAAUUUGGCACAAAUUUCACAGAAUUGUCUUCUUUUUCAAUGAACGUCAUAAAUGAUUUAGAAUCACUGAAGAAGUUUGUUACAUCUGCUACUGCAACAUUGGGAAACACUGAUUUAUGGAAGACCUUACGUUACUUAAAUCUGCUAUUCCCUUCUCAAGGACACCGGAACAUUCUUCUUCUAUCAGAUGGGCACAUUCAGAAUGAGAGUGUGACCUUCCAGAUUGUGAAAGAUAAUGUCCAACAUACAAGGUUAUUUACAUGUGGUGUGGGUUCCACAGCAAAUCGACACAUGCUGAGAUCUUUGUCCCAGUAUGGUGCUGGAGCAUUUGAAUACUUUGACCUGAAAUCAAAGUAUAACUGGGAGACAAAGAUACAGAGCCAGGUAUCUAGAAUGUUGUCUCCAGGAUGCAGUUUAGUUUCUAUUAAAUGGCAACAGUUCGAUACAGGUGCACCAGAGCCAAUGCAGGCUCCUGCUCAAAUACAGUCGUUAUUUAACAAUGAGAGACUUCUUGUCUAUGGAUUCAUCCCUCACUGUACUCAGGCCACCUUAAGUGCAAUAAUAAAUGACCAAGAACUACAGACUGUGGUGUCAACUACUGAACUACAAAAGACAACAGGAACAGUUCUACACAAACUUGCAGCAAGAGCUUUCAUUAAUGACUAUGAGGAUGGGAUUCUUCAUGAGAACGAAACAGAACAUGAGAUGAAGAAACAACUCUUGAAAAACAUGAUUAUUCAGCUCAGCUUGGAGAACUCAAUUAUAAGCCAGUUUACAAGCUUCGUUGCAGUUGAGAAAAGGGAUGCUAAUGAAACUUGUUCUGCUGAUGCUCCAGACAUCCUGGAAAUUAUAGCUCAAGAAGAUGUAGAUUUUUUACCUUACAUGGACUGGGACCAAAAGUUGAUGGAAUCUGACUCCUUAUUUGCAGAAGAAUUUGCCUUUGACACAGUAACUACGUUCAAUGAAUGUUUCACACAAGUAAACUUUAAUGCAGCUGACUUCCAAAGAGCGAAGGAUGGAGCUGAAAGCUUACAAUUGCUACUGGAAGAAGUUACUGUUAGUCAAAAAAGCGUGUCACCAAAAUACACGGUGCAGGACUUUGUAAAUGUUUCUGAACUUGAAAGUAGUAUUUGCAGUCUCAAAUCAAGUUUCAGUUUUGAUAGAGAUACCACAAAGGAGGGAUCAUCGAGAACAAGAUCACCUUCACCACAAGAACUUUGUCUGCCGCAAGCUGCUGAACCUUUCUCAUUGUUUGGUUUUAAACCUAAGCCAGGGGGAGGAAUUGAUCUGACUCAACAAAAAUCACUUCAGACACCUGCACUUAAAAAAUCACAUGUCUGUGCAGAUGCUCCUAAACCUGCUCCUCCUCCUCCCCUUGCCUGUUCUUUUCAAACAUCGGUGAAAGGCACGAAACAAGCUAGUUCUUCUGGUGUUGCUCCGAUGCAGGGCUUUGUAUUUGGUUCAUCUGCCCCUUGCGCUGCUCCGAUGCAGAGUUCUGGAUUUGGUUCAUCUGCCCCUUGUGCAGCUCCGAUGCAGAGUUCUUUCUUUGGCUCAGCCACCCCUCGUGCUGCUCCGAUGCAGAGUUCUGGAUUUGGUUCAUCUGCCCCUUGUGCAGCUCCGAUGCAGAGUUCUGGAUUUGGCUCAGCCACCCCUUGUGCAGCUCCGAUGCAGAGUUCUGGAUUUGGUUCAUCUGCCCCUUGUGCAGCUCCGAUGCAGAGUUCUUUCUUUGGCUCAGCCACCCCUUGUGCAGCUCCGAUGCAGAGUUCUGGAUUUGGUUCAUCUGCCCCUUGUGCUGCUCCGAUGCAGAGUUCUGGAUUUGGUUCAUCUGCCCCUUGUGCAGCUCCAAUGCAGAGUUCUGGAUUUGGCUCAGCCACCCCUUGUGCAGCUCCGAUGCAGAGUUCUGGAUUUGGUUCAUCUGCCCCUUGUGCAGCUCCGAUGCAGAGUUCUUUCUUUGGCUCAGCCACCCCUUGUGCAGCUCCGAUGCAGAGUUCUGGAUUUGGUUCAUCUGCCCCUUGUGCAGCUCCGAUGCAGAGUUCUGGAUUUGGUUCAUCUGCCCCUUGUGCAGCUCCGAUGCAGAGUUCUGGAUUUGGUUCAUCUGCCCCUUGUGCUGCUCCGAUGCAGAGUUCUGGAUUUGGUUCAUCUGCCCCUUGUGCAGCUCCGAUGCAGAGUUCUUUCUUUGGCUCAGCCACCCCUCGUGCUGCUCCGAUGCAGAGUUCUGGAUUUGGUUCAUCUGCCCCUUGUGCUGCUCCGAUGCAGAGUUCUUUCUUUGGCUCAGCCACCCCUCGUGCUGCUCUGAUGCAGAAUUCUGGAUUUGGUUCAGCCGCCCCUCGUGCUGCUCCGAUGCAGAAUUCUUCAUUUAAUUCAGUUCCCUGUUCUGUUGCUCCGAUACGGAUUCCUGUAAUUGGUUCAGCUACCCCUGCAGGCACAAAUUCUGAAAAGACUAGUAUUAAAAAACAAGUUGCUCCCAAAGUUCCUGAUUUUCAAGCUGAUAGAAAAGAAGCACUGCAACCUAGGUGUAUGAUGAAGGUGAUACGUCAGUGUGAUGUUACGGCUCCUAAAGAAGGACUUACUGAGGCACUUAAGGAACAACCACGGUGCUCUAGAACAACAAAGAAAGCAAGGAUUCAACAGCGAAUUGAGUUGACUUCUGUGAACUGGAAAAAAAUGUUUGCACUCCAAAAUCAGGAUGGCUCUUGGAAUCUCAGUCUACAGUUGGGAAAAAUCUUGAAGUUUGAUGCUGAUGAUUUAAUUAACAAUUUCCUUAUUAAAAAAGGCAUUCAGUCACUUGGCCCAAAUGGAAAAGAAAAGCUACUGCAGUUGAUUGCUACUCUUCUUGUGCUACAGUUCAUACGCUGCAGAAAGGAAUUGAAAGGGAUAGUUUUCAAAACUCUGAUGAAACUGGAUGAUUCAUCUAAUUCAAGUGGUGUUCAUUGGGCUUGUGAGUCGAUCAAGAAAGCAAUCGAGUGGGUAAGAAGAGCUGAAAGGCAAUUUCCAUCUAUUUGCUAUCGACUUGAACUUGGGAAAGACUGGGAUUCUGCCACCCAGAAGAUAUUGGGUAUCAAGUUUAUCUAACUUCAGUUCUCUUUCUUCUGAAAAUGUUUAAUUGCAUAAUUCUUUAAGAUAAUAGCAGCGUUAGCUUUCUUUGCAGUUUUACAUAAAAUGUUUAAAUUGAGAACAUUUGAUCUGAUAUUACUACUGAAUAAUAAUUCUCAUAGUCACAGACUUAAAGAUAUGGAAAUAAAGGGUCUUAUAGUUAGUAAGUCUUGAUUUUACAUAUAUGUAGUAUUUUACUUACCUGUAACUCUGUUAAAAAUACCUUAAUAUUUCAUUUUUUUACAUUAAUCUCUCUGGUUCCUUGCACAUUAUGAAAGUCCUUUUACAAUAUCUUUGUUUUGAUUUCUUCUAAGAUCUUAUGUACUUCUUUAAUGGCCCAGUGAAGAAAGCAUAACGUAGUAAUUCAGUUAAAUAUGGCAGGAGAUGUUUUGACAGAAACAAGAAUGUGAUAACCAAAGAACUAAUAAAUAUCUUUAUAACAUAUCCGUGUUUUCAAUUGGAUGGUUUUGCAAUUCCUACAGUGUGCCUUGAAAUGCAAACAGCAGAACAGUUAUUUUUCUCCUGCACUGCUUUUCUGAUCAGUCAUAGCUCAAAUCGUGAAUACAUAGGUCAGUUUUGUUAGGAGGAAUGAGGGGUUUUUUUCCUGAUGUUAGUUUGUAUUCUGCUGAAAACCUAACUGAUUAGUUUUAUUUUACACUAGAUCAAACACCGAAGCCUAAUAACAAAACCAGACUAAAAGUGAUUUAUUUUAAUUUAAUAGGCUUUUCACAGGUGUUUGAAUGAAUACAUUACCUCUUCUAAAUUAAGGAGCUGCACAGAAUCACACCUUGGUACUUUGUGAUCUGAGGAAAUGUAGUUAGAGACUUAGUAUGAUUGCUUGCAGAGAGGAGGGAUCAAGUGUGGACAGAACAUACUCAACACUUGUUUGUCCAACCACUGAAAGUAUUCAGAAGCAGGAGAUUCCACAGCCACCGUACGUAAUGCACUACACUGCCCUAGCAAACGGAGAGCGCUCCCGAGCAAUAAUACCAAAGUGUUGUAAGAGGUUACUAAGGAAAACUGUGGAAUCUCUUUCAUAGAUGUUUUACAGGAGAAUUUAAGCAAACAUUUGCCAAGGCUGUGGAGUAUAAACACUUGGUCUUGUAGAGGAGGUUGCCAAGAGGGAUAUCCUGAGGGCCUUCUGUUUCUAAGGUGCUCUGAAUCCUUGUUUUCACAUGUGUGAGAUACUGCCUCUUUUUUGUAAAUAAUACCAAGGAAAGAUUUGUACUACACUUUCUAUCUGAGAAGAGCUAGGAUGUGGGUUUCUCAAGAGCUAGAAAGACUCCUUAAUGUAGACAAUGAUAAACUAGCUUCUAAAUCUGCUGCUACGUCUUUGUAUGGUGUUGCGUGAAAAGGGGCAAAGCAGUUUUGGCAGAAGAUAAACCCCCUUGCGUUCUAACACUCCUCACCUAGGUGCGGCUAGGUUUAAAUUCUGAGCAAUGCCCAAUUCAGCACUAUCAGUCCAAUCGUGUUUAAUAUGUAUUAAACUAUUAGAUUUGGAUACGCUAAUAGUGGACUGCACCUUCAGUCUAGUCGUGCUCCUGAACUAGCACGGCCACUCUGGAGUCUUUGGUCGCGCUCAGUGAGAAAGCGAAACGAGUAGCUACUUAAACAGUGCAGUUUAUUUAAACAACAGAUAUACAGGUUCUUAGGAUUGCCGGUGAUAAAUACACUGUCUGCAAAGCACGUGCACAUAAAGAUAUUGUUAAGUAUACAAAAUGCGCGACAAAGUUAUAAAUGAUACAGCCUGGCUAUAAAUGUAGGGUAGAGAUUCUCUAGAGAAAUUUCUAAGUUCCCCGAGGAAACACUCGGUAUAAUCUAAGUCUUACCCAAAGGCGUCCCUAUGGGGGGGAAGAGAGGCUCAGCCCGUCGACUGAUCCCAGAAAUCAGUGAUGGAAUUCUUCACGAUGGUGUCUUCCCUGGGUAUCCCCCCUCUCUCGGGCUAUUUUUAUACUAUUUGUUAUCUUCAAAGUGGAGUUAGAGUGACUUUAGUCAUACGUACUUUUAUUAUGAUUGGUGUAAAAUUCUCUCACUUCACAAUUAAAGGUAUAGUUUACGAGAAAUUCAGGGCGCAGACUCAAGAGGGAGUGGUCACACCUUGGAGGUGGGUAGCCUUCGGGAUGAAGGUGUGUUUUGGUAUUAUAAUGACAUUAAAUGAGCAAAGUUCGCACAAAGGACAGCAUUUCAUCAACAUUUGACGAAAUGUUGGCUCGGGUAGCGUGUAGGCCGCUUAUCUGUUCCGUAGUACCAUCUCGUUCCCAUAUCUGCUGUUUGUCACAAGGGAAGGCCACGGAACAAGCGUAUUCUGUUCCAUCCCUCAUGUAGUUUUGCAAACAGCCUUGUACAGGGAAUCGCAGAUGUGGCAUUCUUCGUGUGCCACCUGCGGCUGUAUUCUACCUCAGAAGCCUCUUGAUUUUAUGACUUUCCUUAAUGUGUGAACAAUGCUGUACUUUUGUAUUCUCGGCCAAUUUAGUAAUUAUUCCACAGUAUGGUCAAUUGUUGCAUUACUAGUUACCUUAGAAAGUGCUGGCAAAAUCAUAAAUAAAAUAGUUUUUCUUUUAUUGCAGUUAAUUAUUCAAAUAGUUUGGUGUUUUCACUGUUGCAAUGAUACAUCCCAUAAAGGGUAUGUACGAAAAGUAUACAUUCACUCUAAAGCCUGAGUUUCAUUUCAGUGACAUGUAUUCCUUAAGAAACUGUAAUAUAUUAACACUCUGGCUCUAGCAAAGGUAGUUGAAUAAGCAAAGGGGGUGUGGUUUAUUUGCU
Chroicocephalus ridibundus (black-headed gull) is the source of this 8975-nucleotide messenger RNA. RefSeq names its product poly(ADP-ribose) polymerase family member 4 (gene PARP4). Lineage: Eukaryota; Metazoa; Chordata; Aves; Charadriiformes; Laridae. The coding region runs from base 330 to 6191 and encodes 1953 amino acids. The record is from RefSeq and is a predicted model, not a curated record. Gene Ontology annotation, cellular component: cytoplasm. Gene Ontology annotation, molecular function: NAD+ poly-ADP-ribosyltransferase activity. The transcript has 35 exons.